AUGUCCAGAAAUUUAGAUAUUUAUGAACAACAGGUUAAUAUUGCUGCAAAAAAGGGUGUUCAGAUCAUUGUCUUUCCUGAAGAUGGCAUCCAUGGAUUUAACUACAGCAGGAUGUCCAUUUACCCGUACCUGGAUUUCCUCCCUCCUUCCCAUUUACUACCAUGGAAUCCAUGUGUGGAGCCAGACAGGUUCCAGGAUACUGAGGUGAUUAGAGCGCAUUCAUCCUCUUCUGUGAGGAAACAGAAGAAAAUAUCUGCUUUACAACAGGGAGAACUUAAGUGCACAAACAGAGCUCCACUUGUAAAUCUACCACUGAACGGGAGGUACCAGUUUAACACGGAUGUUGUGUUUAGUGACAAUGGCACACUGAUAGCCAGCUAUUUUAAACAAAACUUAUAUUUUGAGUAUAGUUUUGACACACCUCCACAAGUCCAACAUGUCAUAUUUCAUACCUCCUUUGCCAGGUUUGGCCUUUUUACUUGCUUUGAUAUCUUAUUUUAUGAGCCAAUUGUGACUCUUAUUGAAAAACAUCAAGUGAAACACCUUGUGUACCCAACAGCUUGGAUGAACCAAUUGCCACUUCUGUCUUCCAUUCAGAUUCAAAGAGCCUUUGCCACUGGGUUCAACAUUAAUAUUCUAGCUGCUAACAUCCACCAUACAACUUUGGGUAUGACUGGAAGUGGAAUAUUCAGUCCAGUGGGCUCUUCAUACCACUAUGACAUGGACAGUGAAAAUGGUCAGCUGAUCAUUGCCAAGGUUCCAGUUGUUCCGUCAGAAGAGCUAUACACAGGAGAAGAUCAGGUGUCAUUUAUGAAGAGAGUGAGACAUUUGAAAAUAAUGUCAUACAUGGUAGUUCUCAGACAUGUCAUGUAG
This is a messenger RNA of Staurois parvus, 873 nucleotides long. The record is from the annotation of a GenBank genome assembly. NCBI's taxonomy places the organism in Eukaryota, Metazoa, Chordata, Amphibia, Anura, Ranidae.